AUGGGCGCUAUGAGAUUGGCCCUUACAGGCUUGACUGUAGCGCUGCUGGCCUGGACCACAGCAGCGCAAGGCCAGAAGAAGCUCUGCCCUGUCAAGGGUCAGCAAUUUCCCGUACCGACGGGCUUAUCCAAAGAGGCACUCUUCCAGAAUGCCACCAAGACAAUCGAGGAACAUAUCAAAGCGAAUCUUACGACCUCACCCUACAAUGUGACCAGCUUCUCCCUCGGCUUCUUCUCCGUAGAUGAAGAGGCGCUGUCAUACGAGUACCACCAUACCGACGACACGGUACGGAACAGCACCCUGGGCACGCACUCCGUCGACGCGAACUCGAUCUUUCGCAUUGCAAGUAUCUCGAAGAUUUUGACAGUGUACCUCUGGAUGAUCAAGGAGGGUGAUCGACGGUGGAAUGAUCCAGUCUCUGACCACAUUCCCGAGUUGGCGGCUAUCGACCGGUCUCAGUAUGACUACGCUGUGCCUGCGUGGGACGAAAUCACGAUUGGCGAUCUUGCGUCCUUUCUGGCUGGAAUCGCCCGAGAAUAUGGGUUGAACGACCUGUUACCACAAGGCGGCUAUGUGACAAAACUCUUGAAGUUGGACCCCAAUGAGGUGUCGGACUAUAGCGUACCUCAAUUCGACGUUCCCACAUGUGGAUAUCUGGAUGUCAAUGCCAGCUACGCGACGUGCACACCAGAGCAGUCUGCUCGAGGCAGUGGGCUCUUGGCCGCCAGUUUCCCGCCGGGUUACACUCCUCUAUACAGUAAUGCGAACUUUGCACUCCUCGGCACCGCACUGGCGAAUCUCGUUGGCAAACCUCUCGAGGAAAUCUUUACCACCAGCCUCAUCGAACCUCUUGGUCUCACAGGAACAACACUGGGUAACCCUUCUAACAUCACCGACCGAUCCGUCAUCCCGGACAGCGAUGCCACGAGCUGGAACAACGUCCUCGGUCCCCAAGAUCCUGCCGCGGGCGCCUUUUCCACCGUUCACGACUUGGCACUGAUAGGCAAAGCCAUCCUCAACAGCACCCUCACAUCCACAUCCACCACGCGUCGCUGGUUCACUUCGACCUCAUUCGUCAACUCCCUCGACCAAGCCGUCGGUCGCGGCUGGGAGAUUUUCCGUCGACGACUCCCCGGUUCGGGCGGAUACACCAUUGACAUCUACACCAAGUCCGGCUACUGGGGCCCGUACACUUCCAUCUUCGUCCUCAUACCCACGUACAAUUUCGGUUUUACCCUCCUCACCUCCUGCUCCGCGCCUGGCGCCGGAGGCCAAGUACGAGAUGAUCUCCCCAAUGUGAUUGUAAAUACUCUCCUCCCUGUCUUGGAUCAAAUCAGCCGGUUACAAGCACAGCAGAAUUUCGCGGGACAGUACGUGGGAAGUACCAGUAAUACUUCAUUUACCAUUGUCACGGACGAGAACGCCGGAUUGAAAGUGACGGAAUACACCACUCAGGGACUCGACGUCCUCAAUCAAAUCUUUGGAAAUACUUCCAAAGUGGACACGAGAAUUUUGCCGAAUCUGAUCAACUAUGCGGAUGUGAUUGACGCCGGCGGAAAUGGGACCAGAAAACGAGUCGGUUUCACGUCUCUCUUUCAACAAUACCCCCAGACGGGCACGGAGGAGCAAGAUGGAGAAGCGAACGAUUGGUAUUGGCCUUGUCAGACGUGGUUGGAUAUUGAUGAUUUUACGCUGGCGAAUAUUCCUCUGGGACAGGUCGUGUUUGAGGUGGAUGAGCAGGGGAGAGCGUGUGCGGUGAGAUUGGAGGCGUUUAGGGAGAGGUUGGAGAGGAAACAGGUAGGUUAG
Sphaerulina musiva SO2202 is the source of this 1806-nucleotide messenger RNA. RefSeq names its product beta-lactamase/transpeptidase-like protein. The coding region runs from base 1 to 1806 and encodes 601 amino acids. The transcript has a single exon. NCBI's taxonomy places the organism in Eukaryota, Fungi, Ascomycota, Dothideomycetes, Mycosphaerellales, Mycosphaerellaceae. The record is from RefSeq and is a predicted model, not a curated record.